Molecule: messenger RNA, 986 nt
Organism: Dermacentor silvarum
Lineage: Eukaryota; Metazoa; Arthropoda; Arachnida; Ixodida; Ixodidae
Product: isatin hydrolase
Exons: 4
Coding region: 110-916 (268 amino acids)
Molecular function (GO): arylformamidase activity
Source: RefSeq, a predicted model, not a curated record
GCUGCGCCCGGCACAAAGUCUUGACUCUGGCGUGAUUGUGGCACUUGCAUACCACGACAGCGGCGGCGGUAGCAGCUCCUCUGGGAACAUCGAACAUCUCUCCUGUCAGAUGAACGUUGCGAUGGCGUCAACGUUCUCGGCCAUCAUCUUGCUCUCGUGUGCUGUCCUAGUAAGCCGCAUAGCUGCGAGAAGCCCAUCAAGCUGCGGGGGUCUGUUCGUGCCACCCGAGAAGCUCGUCGACCUGUCGCACAGCUUCAACAACAGGACAAUCUUCUGGUCUGAUGACGCCGAAUUUCGCCUCAAUAUCUCGCGUGAGGGAAGUACCCCUGAAGACUGGUACCAGGCAGACGUCAUCGAGGUGGCCACCCAUGGCGGCACGCAUCUGGACUCGCCAAUUCACUUUGCCCCCGACAAGUGGACUGUGAGCCAGAUACCACUCGAACGGCUCAUGUUCGUCCCUAUCGCACUCGUGGAUGUUGAGGCACAGGCGAGCGAGAACCCCGUGUACGAGUUGUCCGUCGAAGACAUCGAGCGCUGGGAGGCAGAGCAUGGUCACGUUCCUCAUGGUGCUCUUCUUAUCGAGAGGACUGGACGCUCUAAGCUGUGGCCGAACCGCAACGCUUACUUGGGGAUCGACGACAAUGGAUGGCGGCGUUUCCCGACUGUGUCACCAGAGGCUGCGCGGUUCCUGGUUGAGCAGCGUCACGUAUAUGGCGUCGGAUUAGACUCGCCUUCCGUGGACCUGUUCAACUCUUCGACGACGCACAGGAUUCUUGCUACCCAUAACGUGUACAUACUCGAAAACUUGGCCGAUCUGUCGCGUCUCCCCGCCCUCGGCGCCACAGCCAUCGUGCUGCCCAUCAAAGUAUGCAAGGCCAGUGGUGCUCCGGUGCGCGUGGUGGCCAUUCUGUCGUGAACCAUUCACCACGUGGGUCUUCCGUGAUGCGGCUUUCAGAUUAAAGAGAUUCAAAGGGAAAACUCAGUGU